AUGCGGGGGCUGAUUGGCCGCGAGUUCUUGGGAAAUUUUUGGGGUUUCCGUUUGGUGCGUCGGUCGAACUGCUUGGAUUGGGGUGGGUUAUUUCUUCUUUUGAUUUUGACGGGUUUAUUUCCAUUUCUGGGUGCUUGGAUUGGAGAACUGAGCGGGGGAGGUUUUCUGAUGGAUGGCGAUAAGGCGAAGGAAUCAGCUUCGGAUUGUGUGUCCGGUGCAGCAGAGCCAACCACGAAGCAGGAGAAGAGGAAGAGAGCCUCUGCUGAAUUGGGUGUGGUGGACGAGGAAUCUGCGUCUGCUGAAUGGCAGAGAGAAAUUGAUGCACUGUAUGAAUAUUACAAGGAGGUUUCUGGUCGUCAGCUGAAUCCAGAGGAGCUUUCAUGCACCAUAAAUGACUCGGUUAUAGCAUGCCUGCUGGAGGAGAGCAGUCUUUCUUGUGCCAAGUUAACAGAUGAAAUCUACAAGAGGAUGAAGUUGCAAGAUGGUGUCACUGAGUCUUCAGUGCGCACCUCAGUACUUAAUAUUGGUAAGAGAUCUUCGUACGGGAUUUCUGCUAUGGAUGUCGAUGAUCUGGAGGAUGAGUCGGAUUCAAGCCUUUGGUGUUGGGAGACACAAGAUUUGGCAUUAUUACCCUUCCAUCUACAUAGUAGUUUGAGCAUUCGACGCAAAGCUCGGAAGUUAAUCCAUAAAAGGAUUCUGAUUCUUUCGGGCAAGCUGGCUGCCAAAGAUGCCAGUAAUGCUCGUAGCAACCAGUACAGCCUUAUGAAAAAUGCUGGGGAAGUUCUAGAUCUGGAUGAGAUUCGCUCUAUCGUUGAGUCAAAACACAAGAAUGAUACUGACAUAACUAAAAUGCACAGUAAAACUGAGGCACAAGAGUUACAAGCCAUCAGUAAAGCUGUGAAGAAACAGCAAACUGAGCAAAAGAAGAAAGAACGGGAACGUAGGCAUAUGAAUGAAAAAACUGAGAGGGAAGCAAAACGUAUCGAGAGAGAAAAUAAGCGGCUAAAGAAGCAUCAGGAAGAAGAAGAGAGGGCAAGGAAGAAGAAAGAGAAGGAAGAGGCUGAGUUGAAAAGGAAGGCUUCCAUUCAAAAGCAAGCAAACCUCAUGGAACGUUUUCUUAAAAGAAAGGCGAAUAGCAACACGGAAAGUUCUGGUAGUCACCACUUGGAGAGGACUAAAUGCUCAAAAUCAUCAGGAAACAUUGAAGAACUUGCUGUUGCAGCUACAUCAGGAAUGGAUUGUACAUUAUCUAAAGAAAGUCAUUUGAGCAUGGAGGAACUCCGGAUGAUACAUGUUGUGAAAUGGAGAAAACUCUAUCAACAUAACAGAUUGUGCCAUUGGGGUGUUAGGAGAUGUCCUAAACUUCAGUUGUUUCCUGAGCUAAGGCUACAAAAGUCCUCUGCAGCUAUAACUUCUGAUAGUAUGUCGACUCCAACAAAAGAACAGUCAUCUCAGAAGAGCACAGGAAGCCUUGAUAUCACCAAACUUCUGGAUGAACUAGAGAUACCAUCUCGUUCUCAGAAUAGUAUAUCGUCUUCAGUUUUGCUUGUGAAGAAGCUUCUGCAGUUUGAUAAAAGUUCUAGGCCAGCAUACUAUGGUACCUGGAGAAAGAAGAGUUCUACAGUUAGUGCAAGGCAACCCUUUCAGAGGGAUGAGGAACUCAAUUACGAUGUCGAGAGUGAUGAAGAAUGGGAAGAGGACGAUCCUGAUGAUCCUGGUGAAAGAUUAUCUGAUUUUGAGGACGAUGAUGAGAAAACUAUGAAUGAACAUGAUUCCAUGAUUGAUGCAGAAGAGGAAGCUGAGAACAGUUUUGUAGUGCCCAAUGACUAUCUUUCAGAUGAUGAGGGCAUGCAAUGUGAGCCUAUAUGUGUCAAAUUUGAUGAAAUCAGUACCAUGCUGAGCAUCCCUGGGGUUACAGUUGAGGAACUUAAUGCUCUACUGCAAAGGCAGAAAGCUCUUCAUAUCAUCACAGAACAUGCUCUCAAAAUAGACAGACCUCUAGUCAUAUCCAACCUAGAUCAUAGGAAACUUGACCUGCUGAAUGCUGAAGAUAUCACUGGAAUGCUGAAGAUGGAGAAAAUCUGUUUGCAAGCUCUUUGCAUGAAGAAAUACCCUGGCAGCCCCAUCAUUGAUGUGCCUGUGGUUAAUAUGACCAUUGAGGAUGGAUUUUGCCGAUCAAACAGAAAGAGCCCUAGAACACCUGUAUCAUCGAAAGCCAUUUCAGAAUCAGACAUGCCUGAAUUUGCCAAACUUGUUGCAUCAUGCCCUCAAGGGAUAGUCAAAUUGGUGGAGUUGUUACAUGAGACAUUUCCAUAUGUCUCUAAGGCACGACUGAAGAACAAAGUUCGGGAGAUAGCUGAGUUUACUAAUAACCGCUGGCAGGUUAAGCAAGAUAUCUUGGAUCGGUACAGUUUCUCUGUGUCUCCAGAUAAAGGUGAAGGCCCAAAAUGUGCAGCAUUGUGCUCCUCCCAACAGCGCCAGCCACCCAAUGAAUCGGGUAAUACAGGCGAAUCUUCUCCCCAGUGCUCCCUGAAAUCCGAAAUGAUCAGACAACAAUCCGGCGCGCAAUGGUCACAUGGCGGCACACAGCGUCCUGAUCCUUGA
This is a messenger RNA of Miscanthus lutarioriparius, 2604 nucleotides long. The record is from the annotation of a GenBank genome assembly. Lineage: Eukaryota; Viridiplantae; Streptophyta; Magnoliopsida; Poales; Poaceae.